This is a messenger RNA of Rhea pennata, 2749 nucleotides long. RefSeq names its product ligand of numb-protein X 2 (gene LNX2). NCBI's taxonomy places the organism in Eukaryota, Metazoa, Chordata, Aves, Rheiformes, Rheidae. Gene Ontology annotation, molecular function: protein binding; ubiquitin-protein transferase activity. The record is from RefSeq and is a predicted model, not a curated record. The coding region runs from base 419 to 2482 and encodes 687 amino acids. The transcript is spliced from 10 exons.
CGCGUGAGCUUCGGGCAUGCCCGGUAGCCUCUGGAGGUAGAUUUGGCAUCCCAAGUGCGUUUGAGCGUUUGUUCAGAGCCGCUCUGAGCUGGGCCCGCCUUGGACGAGCGGGUCGGUCGCCCGACGCCCGCUCCGCUACCCCGUUGCUUUCGGCUUUCUGGUGUUUCGUUGUGAGCUACAGCCCAGCAGCAGAUCGGGGAGGCUCGGGAGGGACCAUCAGGCGGUCUCAGUGAGUGUCCCUGCCCGCUUGGAAAAUAAACACGAGUGCCACACGCUGCCGCCACUUUAUUAAAGCAAAUUUCCUGAGAGCGAAGAAGAAAAUGAUGCUUGACUAAAGAAUAGUUGCGUCUCCCCUGAGAUUUACAGGAACAGAUCUAUCUUAUGAGGAAGAGGCUUCCUCAGUAGUCUUAGUUGUGCAAUGGGGACUACAAAUGAUGACAUGGCUUUGGUGGAGCAGAAUGCCUCCUUGAACCCUUUGUGCUUUGAAUGUGGCCAGCAGCACUGGACAAGGGAGAAUCACUUGUACAACUACCAGAAUGAAGUGGAUGAUGACUUGGUUUGCCAUAUUUGCCUUCAGCCCUUGUUGCAGCCAUUGGACACUCCCUGUGGACACACUUUCUGCUACAAGUGCCUAAGGAACUUUCUACAGGAGAAGGAUUUCUGCCCACUGGAUCGAAAAAGACUCCAUUUUAAACUCUGCAAAAAAUCCAGCAUUCUCGUUCAUAAACUGUUAGACAAGCUGUUUGUUUUAUGUCCCUUUUCUUCAGUAUGUCAGGAGGUAAUGCAGCGAUGUGACCUGGCAGCACAUCUCAAAAACAGGUGUCCUGGGGCUUCUCAUCGGAGAGUUGCUCUGGAGAGAAGGAAAACUAGCAAGCUGCAGCCAGAAGCUGAGAGCGAGGCUGGUCCUGGUGGCACAGAGCAGCCCAGCCGUUUAUCUCCAGAUGCGGAUCAGGGAACAGUGCCUGCGGAGCAGAGCUUCACGUCACCUGCCCUUCCUACGUGGGCAGAUGAGCCCAGCAUUGACAAUCCUGCUUUUGAGGAGAACACAGCAGCAGACACAAAUCAACAGCCACCUACCUUGCCUGAAGGAGAGAUCACUACUAUUGAAAUUCAUCGGUCCAAUCCUUAUAUUGAAUUAGGAAUUAGCAUAGUAGGUGGCAACGAAACGCCUUUGAUCAACAUUGUUAUUCAAGAGGUUUAUCGAGAUGGGAUCAUUGCCAGAGAUGGAAGACUUCUUGCUGGAGACCAGAUACUUCAAGUCAAUAGCUUUGACAUCAGCAAUGUGUCACACAACCAUGCUCGAGCUGUUCUGUCCCAGCCUUGCACAGUGUUGCAUCUCACUGUACUCAGAGAGAGGCGAUUUGGGAGCCGCACACACAACCACGCGGAGAACACCAGCUCCUUGCGGGAGGACAGCUUUCAAGUGACGCUGCACAAGCGUGACUCCAGUGAGCAGCUUGGCAUUAAACUCGUACGCAGAACAGAUGAGCCAGGAGUUUUUAUUCUCGACCUUUUGGAAGGGGGGUUGGCUGCUCAAGAUGGCAGGCUCUGCAGCAAUGACCGAGUACUUGCCAUUAAUGGACAUGACUUGAAGCACGGGACACCUGAACUUGCUGCUCAGGUUAUACAGGCCAGUGGGGAGAGGGUGAAUUUGAUCAUCUCUAGACCCAUGAAGUCACAGACGGUCAGUAUUAUCCGAGACACAGGCACUCAUAACAGUAACCCACACCAGCACCAGACCCAACAGCUGUUUCACAGCAGACCCAACUCACAUAAGGACCUCUCCCAGUGUGUUACAUGCCAAGAAAAGCACAUUACUGUGAAAAAAGAGCCACACGAAUCUCUUGGAAUGACAGUGGCAGGAGGCAGAGGCAGCAAAAGUGGUGAACUGCCCAUCUUCGUUACAAGUGUACAACCUCAUGGGUGUUUGGCAAGAGAUGGCAGGAUUAAACGAGGUGAUGUGUUGCUGAAUAUCAACGGCAUUGAUUUGACCAACCUAAGUCACAGUGAGGCAGUAGCCAUGCUGAAAGCCAGUGCUGCCUCUUCAGUAGUUGCCCUGAAAACACUAGAAGUCCAGAUUGUAGAAGAACAACCCCAAUCUAAUGAAGAACAACUGAGUACUAUCAGUGAAAAUGAAUAUGAUGCCAGUUGGUCACCAUCAUGGGUCAUGUGGCUGGGACUUCCAAGCUGCCUACAUAGCUGCCAUGAUGUAGUGCUACGGCGCAGCAAUCUGGGAAGCUGGGGUUUCAGCAUUGUUGGUGGCUAUGAGGAGAACCACACAAAUCAGCCUUUCUUCAUUAAAACGAUUGUUCUUGGAACACCAGCGUACUUUGAUGGAAGAUUAAAGUGUGGUGAUAUGAUUGUUGCUGUAAAUGGAUUAUCAACAGUUGGAAUGAGCCAUUCUGCACUCGUUCCAAUGCUGAAGGAGCAGAGGAAUAAAGUAACUUUGACCGUGAUUUGUUGGCCUGGAAGCCUCAUAUAGAUUCAUGAAAUCACUUCGGUUCAAGCAGCUUCUUUUUCUGGAUAGCUGGCAAAAAAAUUCUCCUUUAUCUUUUUUUUUCUUAUUGAUAUACAGCUGGUUAUAAGCAGGGCCAAAACUGCUGCAUUUGCUUUUUUCUUUGUUUUCUUUUUUUCUUACGGGCUUCUCAGAUUCACUGUAUGUAUCUUUCCAUCCUGAAAUAGUCAUUUUUACUCAGUUCGCUAUGUUCAUUGCUGAUACAAAUGCAAAUACACACAUGCUCACACAAAA